GUAUUCUAGGCAGUUAGUUGUUUUGAUUUUAGUUCAAAAUAAACAUCGCCAGAAGAAUCAAAGAAGCGUGAAAAGUGAUUUAGUGGUUGAAUGUUGAACAGAAUAUCAAUAUGAAUGAUCCUAACAGGAAAAUAGAAAUCGACAAGUCUUCGCUUUUAAGUUUAAAAGCGGAGCUACUACGGAAGCAGGAGGAAGUUAGUCGAGCGAAAGCGUUCACAUCGAUCGAUGAUUUUGUACCGAAGAAAGUGCCUAAAGCAGAAAAAUCGUAUUCGUCUGAUAAAAAAGAACCCAAGUCGAAAACGGAAAAGAAUGCAAUCGAAUUGGAGGACUCAGCCCAGUUGGAAAGAUCCAAGAAAAAGCUUGUCGUUAAAGCUAAGUAUUACGACCGUAUGGUUGCUUCCGGUGGAGCUCUAAAUAGUGAUGAAAAUUGUUUGGUGAUGUUCAACCAGAAGCGACAAACCGAGAAACCGAUGGAUAACUCUUAUGGUAGCUCUGACGAUUCUAUAUCCUUAGAGGAGGAAGGUCCAAGAGAGACAGAAAUUCGUCGAAACAACCCGAACGAAGAUUGGGUCGAGUACACCGAUUUUCUUGGUAGAAGUCGAAGAUGUCUACGGAGGGACCUAGACGAAUGUUUACGCAAAGAUAAAGAGCUUUCACGGUGUACUAGCCCUCGCGAAGGACAGAGAAAUGCCAAAACCCAACAUCUGGAGUCUGAGAGUGAUGAUGAUGGCAACAUCAUAGGCCCUGUACCAUCAGUAGCUAUUACGGAAGAUACCAUUGGUGACAGGUUCCGUGAAAUGCGCGAGCAAUGGGCCACGCAGGAGGCUGAGAAUUUGGAGAAAGAUUCAGUACAUUACCAGGACGUUCUUUUCGACGAGGCUCGCCAGCAUGGCGUCGGAUACUACGCGUUUUCCACUGACCGAGAAGAGCGCGAUAGACAGCAGCGGGAGUUGGAUUCAAUUCGCGAUGGGACUAUCGAAGCUCAAAAGGAGAAGGAAGAUUUGCGUAAGGCACGCGACCGGAUAAUAGCUGACCGAAUGAAGGCGGCCAAAGCGAGGCAGCGUGCCCGCCUGGGACUCCCGCCGGAGGAAGAAGUGCCAGCCGCAGAUGCAGAUGCUACAGUGGAGGAUGAACUUUACGACACUAUGGAAGACAAGAAACGCACGAAGGCGGAGGCGAAGGCGCGAAAAAAGAAAGAGAAAGAGGAACGGAAGAAGGAACGUGAACGACAAAAACACGUUCGACCUUGGGACGAAGGGAAGCAGAAAGAUGAUGAAAUGGAGUGGAAACCGGCGAAGGAGUGGCACGUUAUGUCUCAGGACGAGUGGAACGAGAUGAAGCGAAAGGAACGGAUAUGCGAGUUUGCCCCUCCUAAAAACUAUUCAGCGUCGUCAAAAGAAAAUGCGCGUUAUAACUUCCCACAGGACUCAGGAAAUAACUUGAAAAAUGUUGAACAUUGUAGAGUUGAUAAUGAUGAUGAUGAUGAUGAUGAUGAAGAUGAGGAUGAUAAUAAAGAUGAAUCUAUUGAUGAGCUCCACCUUAAUCAAUACCCGCACCAGAACGAAGUGAUGCACGAUAAUCCACUUUCAUCGUCAUUUAAAGAAACUGGGGAUGAAGAAGUUAGCAUGCCUUCCAUUCCGGGAAUGGAAGAGAUUUUCCUUCCAGAAGAAUCGAAUCGCACGCUGUUUUUCACUACCAAGAAACAGAAGAAGGAAUUCAAGCGGCGGAAUUAUGACAACUCGAUGGGGGAUGGUGCACCCGAAAAGAAGACCAAACCACAAGAGUCCGUGCCGAUACGCAAAGAACUAACUGAUGAUUCCGAUGGCGAAAGUGAGCGAAAUCAGGGGGAGAGUGGAGUUGAAAUUGCACCGCCACCCACUUAUGAUUACUAUGGUCCCACAAGUACUGGAACACAGCGAAGAUCACGUCAGCCACCGGUCGCGAAAACGGCUCUUGAGUCAUCAAUCGAAGCUGGGCUAAGGUUUUUGCGGCAGCAAUCUGAUAAGGGUGGACCAAGUAUGGGUACUAAAAAUAAAUGGUCAUCGAAUGCAAACUACUGAGUGGAGUGCUA
Toxorhynchites rutilus septentrionalis is the source of this 2071-nucleotide messenger RNA. Its product is annotated as coiled-coil domain-containing protein 174. Gene Ontology annotation, cellular component: nucleus. The transcript has 4 exons. Bases 111 to 2060 code for a protein of 649 amino acids. Lineage: Eukaryota; Metazoa; Arthropoda; Insecta; Diptera; Culicidae. The record is from RefSeq and is a predicted model, not a curated record.